Messenger RNA from Corylus avellana, 1581 nucleotides. The record is from RefSeq and is a predicted model, not a curated record. Lineage: Eukaryota; Viridiplantae; Streptophyta; Magnoliopsida; Fagales; Betulaceae.
AUGUGGGAUGAGCUCAAGGCAAGCUAUUCCCAAAGAAAUGGUCCUCGGAUUUUCCAACUACAGAAGGCCAUUGCAGCCAUUACCCAAGACAAUUCCUCUGUAAGUCAUUACUAUACUCGGCUUAAAAUUCUAUGGGAGGAACUUAAUAACUAUAGACCCAUGUCUGCAUGCAACUGCUGCAAUUGUUGUAGAGUUCAAUCAAUUCUUGAAAUUCAUAGUCAAGAAAAAGUUUAUCAGUUUUUAAUGGGGCUGAAUGACUCCUUUGCUGCUGUUAGAGCUCAAAUCCUUUUAACUGACCCUUUGCCUUCUUUACAUAAAGUUUUUUCUCUUAUAAUUCAAGAGGAAAAACAAAGAGAAAUCACAAUCACUUCUCUAAGCCAUGAAUCCUCUGCCCUAAUGACCAAUUCCAACCCUACUCCUAUUUCUUCUCCUACUGUCAAUCAUGAGCCUAUUGCUUUUAUGACCAAAUCUACCUCAGGGAAUAGGUUUGUCAAACAAAACACUUAUAGGAAAGAUAAACCUAUUUGCUCUCAUUGUGGAUUUGUUGGCCAUACUGUGGAGAAAUGCUAUAAAUUGCAUGGUUAUCCUCCUGGUUUCAAAUCUACCCGAGGCAAACCAAUUCAGCAUUCAGCAAACCAGGUGCAGGAUUCUGGUUUACAUGCUCAACAAAUGUUUUCUCCUCAUCUGUCUAUGAUCUCUGAGCAAUACAAGAACAUCAUGGAUAUGAUGAAACAGUAUUCAUUGUCAUCACCACAGUCCCUUGCACAGCCCCCUGCACACUUUGCUCAUUCUGCUGUCGGUGCAUCAGGUUAUCACUCAUCUCUUAAUCCAAGAUAUUCUGUGUUUUCUGCAACUUUUGUUAAUAUGGUUCCAUCUUCAAAACAACAUAAACACUCUUGGAUAAUAGAUACUGGUGCAACCGACCAUAUGGUUAGUUCUCCAUCCUUUUUCACUUCCAUUACUGCUGUAGUUUCAACUUGUGUAAAUUUACCUAAUGGUUCCAUAGCAGCUGUCACACACAUUGGUACUGUUAAACUCUCAGAAAAUCUUACAUUGACUGAAGUUUUGUGUGUUCCCUCUUUUGCCUUCAAUCUCAUUUCAGCUAGCAAACUUAUUAAACAUCUAAGAUGUUGUCUCAUCUUCUUUGCUGGAUAUUGUUUUAUACAGAGUUUGCACCAUUGGAGAGUGAUUGGGGUGGGUAAGGAAGAAGCUGGAUUGUUCUACUUGCUGCAAGACAACAAGGUUCCAGCAUCGGUUUCUCUUCCUCCUUUUGAGCAGCAUGUUUCUUUCACUUCCAUCAAAAAGCCAUCACUUGAUGUUUGGCAUUAUAGAUUAGGUCAUCCUUCUCUUGCUAGAAUAAAGCUUUUAGAUAAGCAUGUUUCUGAAAUAUCUUGUAAUUCAGAGAGUGUUUGCCCAAUCUGUCCAAUGGCAAAACAACACAAACUCUCUUUUCCUGUUGCAUAUGUGUCAACUUUGUCUAGGAAUAGAACAAAGUUUGAUCCUAGGGCUAUUCCUUCCAUAUUCAUCGGAUAUCCAUAUGGCAUGAAAGCAUACAAGUUCUAUAACCUUCUCCUCAUUUGA